AUGUCUGCUGAAGCUAUUACUGCUACUACUACUACUACUACUACUACUACUACUACUACCACUCCCGUUGAACCUACUGUUGAAUCCAACAACGUCGAAAUUCAACAAACAAAAGAUGAAGUUACUACCAUAACCGAAACUGUAGCCAACGAAGAAAAGGCUGAACAAGCUGCUAUUCCCGACACUGCUGUUGAAGCUACUGCUGCCAUUACUGAAAAUAAUACUGCUGCUGAAGUUGCUACUACUACUCCUGAGUCUGAAGCUAAAGAAAAGGAACAAAAAGAAGAAAACAAGACAGAAGAAGUUGCUGCUGAAGAAGUUGCUACUGAAGAAGAAAAGCCUGCUGCUGAAGAAGCUCCUGCUACUCCUGUCAAACUUUCCAAGCGCCGUACUCUCUUCAAUCCUUUCGGUAAAUCAAAGAAGGAUGAAGCCAAGAGAGAAGAAUCAAAGAAAGAAAAGGAAGAAGUCAAGAAGGAAGAAACUCCUGCUAUUGCUGUUGAAACCAAAGAAGUUGAACCUGUUACCGCUGCUGUUGAAGAAAAGCCUACAAAGAAAUCAUCUAAGGGCUUCGGUAAUUUCUUCAGAUCAAAGACCACAAGCCCUGUAAAGGUAGAAGAAGUCACUGAAGCUUCUGCUGUUGUUCCUACUGAAUUACCUCAAAUUGAACAACUUCAACCUAUGGAAACCGAAAUUGAAGUUCAAGAAGAAGGCGAAAAGAAGGAAGAAAAGGCUCCUUCUGUUAAAGAAGCUGCUGCUGAAGCUACUGAGACUGCUGAAGUCACUGAAACUACCGAAACUACCGAAACUACCGAAACUACCGAAACCGAAAUCGUUGAAGUUGCCGAAACUCCUGCUGUUGCUCCCGCUAACAACAAGCGUCAAUCUUUUAUCAGUAAGUUGUUUGGUAAGAAAAAGCAUGAAUCUGCUGCUGUUAUUCCUGCCACAAAAGAAGUCGAGGAAGAAGAAGUUGCUGAAGCUACAACUACUGAAGAAACUCCUGCCGAGUCCGCUGCUGUUGCCGUUGAAGAACCCAAGAAAGAAGAAACUACUGACGAAGCUGUACCUGCCAAGGAAGCUACCAAAGAAAACGCUACUCUUGCUACCGCUCCUCCUACCGCUCGCCCUUCCUCUCCUCUUGGCAAGUUGACAGAAUUGUUCUCUUCAAAGAAGGGCAACAAGAAAUCUAAGAAGACUACUGCUACUGAAGAAAAGAAGGAGGAAGCUCCUACUGCUAAAGAAGAGGAAAAGGUAGAAGAACCCAGAAAAGAAGUCGAGGAGAAGAAGCAAGAGGUUGAAGUAAAGGAACCUAGUGUGUCUGAAGCUGCUCCCGCUGCUGUUGUUGCAUCUGCAUAAAUUUAACUUUAUUUAAUGCUCUCCACACACCAUUAUAGACCAGUGUGUGCCUGCGAUCAUUAUUUGUAUAAUGCUUCUCACUUACACUUUAUUACUACUACUAAAUAACCACCUCAUAUAAUUCACUACUUAUUUAUCUUUUCACAAUAAUAAAAUCAACCAUUCCUGCUUCAUUU
Messenger RNA from Gilbertella persicaria, 1529 nucleotides. RefSeq lists its product as uncharacterized. NCBI's taxonomy places the organism in Eukaryota, Fungi, Mucoromycota, Mucoromycetes, Mucorales, Choanephoraceae. Bases 1 to 1353 code for a protein of 450 amino acids. The transcript is spliced from 3 exons. The record is from RefSeq and is a predicted model, not a curated record.